Molecule: messenger RNA, 1080 nt
Organism: Chrysoperla carnea
Lineage: Eukaryota; Metazoa; Arthropoda; Insecta; Neuroptera; Chrysopidae
Product: GATA zinc finger domain-containing protein 14-like
Exons: 3
Coding region: 64-1080 (338 amino acids)
Source: RefSeq, a predicted model, not a curated record
UUUAAAUCAAUAAAGAUAUUUCAUGUGAUAAAACAACUAUUAUACUUUAUUAAUCUAUCCACAAUGAAAAUUUUAAUAAGUCUGAUUUGUAGUAUAUUUUCCAUAUGCAACUACACAGUAUUGGUUGUUGGUAAGCCAACACCCGAAAAUCCACUACGAGGCAACCUGUUUAAAUUAAACUCUAACGCAACUAGCAAGCUACGUAAUAUCUACUCAAAUUACGCCAUGCCAGGAACUCUUCAUAAAGGAAAUGAAAGAGAUAAUUUACUUAAACACAGUAUUGACAUGAGAAAUUACAAUAAAAGUUUCAAAAAAUUAUAUAACGAGGAGUAUUCUAAAGUUACGCCUGAUCCAGAACGUUCUAGUUAUAAACCAUAUGUAUACGAAAUUGAAGCUGUACUUUUUGAAAACGAUACAAGCCAAGAGAAACCAGUAACUCGCAUUUACGAUUUUGAUCAAGAAGUAACAAGUUCGAGAAACAGUAAUAAUGAAAAUAAUCAUAAUAAAUCAUUUAACUUAGAUGAAAGUCGUGCAAUGAAUGCAGCUGUAACGGGCAGUACAAAUGCAACCAAAACAUUAAUGAGUUAUAUAACUCAAAAUAUGAAUCAAACAAUGUCUCAAUUACGUGAUAACAAGCAACAUAAAGUGAAAACAUUAUUUAAUUAUGCAAUUGAUUUGAAAACAGAUCCUGUUACUGGUGGAUUUCCAUUUACUGUUACUAACAACAAUAGCAAUCAGGCUCCCAACAAUCACAACAGCAACAUUAAUCUCAAUCAUCACAGCGGUAAAAAUAAUAACCACCGUAAUAAACCUAGCAAUCAUUACAAUAACAAUGACUUUGGUAAGGUUAAUAAUGAACAGAAUAUUUUUGCUAAUACAAAAAAAGCUACAAUGGCUACAUUUAAACCACAAAAAACAGAUUUUCAUAAUUUCUUUGAAAACUUGAUGGCCACAAAUGCGGAAAAUGGACGUACAAUUUCUGACACCCAAACUAUAGGAAGAGAAAAUGAAUUUGUACUACCAUAUGAUUAUUUUGAUUAUGAGAGUAAUAAUAGUCCUAAGCAGUUUCAAGUCAAAUAA